Anneissia japonica is the source of this 474-nucleotide messenger RNA. Its product is annotated as proline-rich nuclear receptor coactivator 2 A-like. Gene Ontology annotation, cellular component: nucleus. Lineage: Eukaryota; Metazoa; Echinodermata; Crinoidea; Comatulida; Comatulidae. Bases 1 to 474 code for a protein of 157 amino acids. The record is from RefSeq and is a predicted model, not a curated record. The transcript has a single exon.
AUGGGUCCAACUCAAGUGCAAAUUCAGGGUACUCCACAUCGCCGGAGUAGUCAGCAGAACAAGACACCAAAAAGAUUCAAAGAACGAGGUGGUGGCUCACCAACAAAGCAGCAAAAUAGAACAAAUGGAUUCAACUCGAAUCUAAACAAACAACUGCAGAGAUCGUCACCAAAAUCAGCAUUCCAUCCAGUAAAAGCUUCCAGCUAUAACAAUGGAAUGUUACCAAUGAACUUUAAAAGAUCUUCGCCUCUUCAAACAAGAUGUUCCCCUCAAGGAUUUCAGGUAGAUGAAGAGAGCAAACUGCGAGAAUCGCCAUCGUAUGCUGGGGCAAAAUUCAGUGAAGCUCCGCCUCCUGAUUGUCUGCCAUCUCCACCUGUAGGCUGGGUACAGCGGUGCUCCAUGGUUCCAAAUUCACCAGUGUCUUUCAGACAAAUGGAGAACAGCUUGAAAACAAUGCUUAAAGUUGCUUCAUAA